Molecule: messenger RNA, 1009 nt
Organism: Colias croceus (clouded yellow)
Lineage: Eukaryota; Metazoa; Arthropoda; Insecta; Lepidoptera; Pieridae
Product: 5'-deoxynucleotidase HDDC2
Exons: 4
Coding region: 181-783 (200 amino acids)
Cellular component (GO): cytoplasm
Molecular function (GO): 5'-deoxynucleotidase activity
Source: RefSeq, a predicted model, not a curated record
AUUCAGAAAUGGUUUUUCAGUGGUUGGUUAUUAACUAGAUUAUUUGUUAUAAAUUGAAUGACAUCAAUAAAAUACAAUACCUAUUUUUUUAAUUCAGUUCAUAGGUAUUAUACAAACUUUUAUUAGAGCGAACUGCGAUAAGAUUAGGGUACAUAAUUGGGGAGGUCCAAAUACGAAGCAAUGGCAUUAGUUGAACAUGGAAAAAUUCUUGAAUUUCUUGAAUUAGUUGGUCGUCUGAAGCAUAUUAAAAGAACAGGCUGGGUUCUGUGUGAUAUAAAUGAUUGCGAAACCAUUGCUGGCCACAUGUAUAGAAUGGGCCUUAUGACAUUCCUACUAACUGAAGAAAAUAAUCCAACAAAAUUAGACCGAUUUAAGUGCCUGCAAAUAGCACUUAUCCACGAUUUAGCAGAAUGUAUUGUGGGAGACCUGACGCCUCACUGUGGAGUUGCACCUGAAGAGAAACAUAGAAGGGAGGAAGAAGCUAUGAAACAGAUUGCUGAACUCACUGGUAUAGCUGGUGAUAGGAUGUAUAAUCUCUUUAUGGAAUAUGAAACUCAAAGUUCUCCAGAAGCAAAGUUUGCAAAAGAUUUGGACAGAUAUGAUAUGAUUCUGCAAGCUUUUGAAUAUGAGAAGAGAGAAAAUUCUCCAAAAAUAUUAGAAGAGUUUUUCACUGCAACAUAUGGAAAGUUUAACCAUCCGUUUAUUCAAGAUUUGGCUAAGGAGCUCUAUAAGCAACGUGAUGAAUUUGCAAAGAAUCAUUUGGCUAAAGUAACAACAUCUUAAUUAUUUUUUUAUUGUUUAUUAUCACUGGGUUAAAAAGUUACCUAGGCCUACUUUAUUAUAAAUAAUGUAGGUAAUGCAUUAUAAUAUAUUCAUUUCAUAUAUUAAUAUAAGAAAAGAAAUGAAAAUGCAGUGAUAUAUUUUCCAAAUACAUAAUAUGGUACUUAAACAUAUAAAUCCUAUUUAUAAAAGUAUGUAUUUUAAGUAGUACAAAGCUUUGAAAGCUCAA